AUGGCAUACUUUGUCUUCGAACAGAUAUCUGGUAUCGAUCAUCUCUUUAAGAGUCAGCGCGAGGCUAUGCGCGAAGGCGCGACGUACAUUGACGGCCAGAUCCCUGAACUUAUCAGGACAUAUAGCGCUUCGCCGCGCAUAGAGAGGCAACUCCAGAAGAAACUCAUGGAUCGGAGAAGGUAUGGGAAACUAGCAAUGGCCAUUGUUGGAGGAGCAGGAUUAAUGGCUGGCGGGGUAAUGGCGCUUCCCGUGUUCGGUAUCGCAGCGACGACCGGAGUUGCGAUGACAAACUUAUUGACAGCUACCUACGUCUCGGUUGUUGGUUCGUUCAAUGCCGUUCGUCCUGAUCCCAGAUACAUCAGUUCCAAUCUAGAAGAGAACAUACACUCGUCGCUCAACGAGUUCCGCCAUGCUAUGAUUAGCAAUGAAACGUUUGGCAUGCAGUCGAUCAUGGGGCAUCGACCUAACACACCUGGUCAAGAUCUGGUAGAUGUCAUAGCAGGUGAAUACUUCUUCAGGAGAGACGAAAACAUCCAACAACCUCUCCAAGAGUCGUUCCUCAGGACAAUCUUUUCCACCACUCUCAAUGGAAUCUGGGCACAGGAGAGAUCAUACAUUGUUCAGGCAAAUGGACAGACUGGAUAUUGUGAGUGGGAUACGCGUGGACCUCAAGAGAACAGAGCUUGCUUGCCAGACCAUCCAAAUUCUGUAUACUACAUGUAUGCCCUCGAAGUCUCUAGGGAGUACGAUCAUCGGCAAAAUGACAUGGCCCUCAUCCACGGCCCUACUGGCUAUCGAAACUUCGACUCGAAAUCAGGGCGGCCUACCCCACACGGCAUCACCAAAGAGGAUAUCGUUCGUUCUGCAAUAUUUGUUCAUGAGAACAAACUGCAAGACGCCAUACGCAACCGGGACUACCACAUGAUAUCCGAGGCUGCGAAGCGCGAUCUAGCGAUGGGCAAGAAUCUUGGAAAAGUUCCAGGUGGUUUUAGCCUACCAAUCUGUGUAAAUCCAGGCGGCGAAGCCAUCUCCAGCGAUUGGGACAAGAGAGCUCGCAACUACCCAUGCAUGUGCGGCAACUUUGGCUGGAACGACGGUACAUGGACCUACCAGGCAGACGAGACUGAACCCUUCCUCGUUCACACUGGUCUCAUGUAUUCCGAAGACUGGGAACGCUUUUGCCAUCGCAACGGGGAAUGCAAAGGAGUCGAGUGGGACAAACUACAUGGGAGAUUGGACCAGCAGCGUGAGCCGGGUGAUCCACAGAUUUCAAAAAAUUUGAAGCAUCUUUUCGAUCGAUGUAAGCAGGACACCGAACACGGAGCAGGGAAGCCUUGGUACGACUUUUCCAGUAAUCCUCCUUUGGGACGAUCGGUGCGCGACACCUUUGUGGCUUUGACGAAGAAGAUCUUCAGGCGGCAUGAAUGA
Alternaria postmessia is the source of this 1428-nucleotide messenger RNA. RefSeq lists its product as uncharacterized. The transcript has a single exon. The record is from RefSeq and is a predicted model, not a curated record. Lineage: Eukaryota; Fungi; Ascomycota; Dothideomycetes; Pleosporales; Pleosporaceae. Bases 1 to 1428 code for a protein of 475 amino acids.